GACCCAGUUUCCCAUUACACAGUAUCCAAACAAGAACGUGCAAUGAGUCAUAUUUAGAUCCUUUCUCCAGAAAAAAGACAAAAGCAAAAUUGAUGAAUUUCAUAUAAAUUAUAAUAUUUUUCGCUUUCCCAGAGUUACAAGCCUGAAUGAACAUUCUCACUUGAGAGGGCGCGUCUUUUCACUUGGUAUCUAUAAAUAAGUAAAUCUACUUUACACUCUUAUCUCAUCAAAGCCUAACUGUGUUGUGUCAUGGCUCUAAUUAAGAUCAACAUGUGUUUUGUAUCCCAAGAUUUGGUACUUUCUUUGUCAAUACUUCUUGUGCUGGUAUUGGGCACACCAUGCUCAGGUGUUCAUGGGAAGACUGAAAAUAAUAUAAAAACAGCUGUUUAUCUGUCCCCCAAGUUUGAACUAGGACCGGGAUCAGUUGCCAAUAAAUAUUAUUAUGAUAUUGAUUUUCCAAGAGGUCAUGUUGCACUCAAGAGUUUCAAUGCUGAAGUAGUUGAUGAAGCUGGCAAUCCUAUUCCUCUCCAUGAAACUUAUCUCCACCAUUGGGUUGUUGCAAGAUACCAUCAACCUAAGCAUGUGACACACACAGAGUAUGAUGCCCAUAGGAUGCUUCACCAGUCUGGUUAUAUAGUUAGAAACAGUGGCAUAUGCCAGGAAGAUGCUCUUGGACAGUAUUUUGGCCUUGGAUCUGAAACGCGAGGAACAGCUACACAUAUUCCAGAUCCUUUUGGUAUAGAAAUAGGUAAUCCUGCAGAAAUUCCAGAAGGGUAUGAGGAGAAAUGGAUGGUUAAUAUUCAUGCCAUUGAUACACGUGGUGUAGAGGAUAAGAUGGGGUGCACUGAGUGCAAGUGUGACCUUUAUAAUGUUACUAAGGAUGAAUAUGGAAGGCCUUUGAGGUCAGAUUAUUUAGGAGGUUUGUAUUGUUGCUAUGAUUAUACUCAGUGCAGGUUGAGGGAACGCUUUGAGGGCCCAAGGAGAAGCCUCUACUUAAGAUACACAGUAAAAUGGGUUGAUUGGGAUGAUUUUAUAGUGCCUGUUAAGAUUUAUAUACUUGAUGUUACUGAUACUUUGCAAAUAUCAGAUAUUUCUAAAGGAAUGAGCCCAUAUCAUGAUUGUCGGACUGAGUAUGAUGUUGAACCUUGCAGCAGAGACAAUAAGGAUGGUAAUGGCUGUCAUCAUAUGAAGAGGACAAGUCUCCCAAUGCAAAGUGGUGGUUAUGUCAUAUAUGGUGUUGCUCAUCAGCAUUCAGGUGGAACUGGAUCAACUCUUUUUGGACAGGAUGGGAGGGUUAUAUGCUCUUCAAUACCAAGUUAUGGAAAUGGAAAGGAAGCAGGAAAUGAGGCAAACUACAUUGUAGGAAUGUCCACUUGUUAUCCUCAACCAGGUUCAGUCAAGAUAUUUGAUGGUGAAAUUGUAACUCUAGAGUCUAACUACAGCAGCAGCAGAGGGCACACUGGAGUCAUGGGACUUUUCUACCUAUUGGUGGCAGAACAGCUGCCACCCCCCCAACCCUUCAGACAUUCCACUCGUUCUUCAUUCUUCAUGGAUAUAAAUAAUAUAUUAAAUUGAUAGGUAAUUAGUAACAUGCUUAUAUAUGUGGAGUGGAGUGUCAUCGGUGGUAUCUAUGUAAGUAAGUAUAUGAUGAUCAAAAGAAAUAAGACACAAUUGGGAAGUGUAAUUGGAAAUAUUAUACUUGUCCAUUGUCUGCAGCUAUAGGACAACACAGGCAAGAGCCGGCAAAGGGUAUAUUCAUUAGUGUGAAGAAUAUAGUAAUUGGAUUAUCAGUCA
Messenger RNA from Gastrolobium bilobum, 1794 nucleotides. RefSeq lists its product as uncharacterized. The transcript is spliced from 4 exons. Bases 250 to 1575 code for a protein of 441 amino acids. The record is from RefSeq and is a predicted model, not a curated record. Lineage: Eukaryota; Viridiplantae; Streptophyta; Magnoliopsida; Fabales; Fabaceae.